Messenger RNA from Ctenopharyngodon idella (grass carp), 3904 nucleotides. RefSeq names its product alanine aminotransferase 2-like (gene gptl). The transcript has 12 exons. Bases 996 to 2411 code for a protein of 471 amino acids. The record is from RefSeq and is a predicted model, not a curated record. Lineage: Eukaryota; Metazoa; Chordata; Actinopteri; Cypriniformes; Xenocyprididae. Gene Ontology annotation, molecular function: L-alanine:2-oxoglutarate transaminase activity; pyridoxal phosphate binding. Gene Ontology annotation, biological process: biosynthetic process.
AAAGUACCCCAUGCCCACGGUUAAAUAUACUGCUGGAUCUUUAAUGUUGUGGGCCUAUUUUUCUGCUGGAGGUCCUGGACUUCUUGUUGAAACAAAGGAAUCCGCAGGAAUCUGUACAAAAUCUGUACAAAAGCGUGCGGCACCAUCUGACUUUUGUACCAAUAGACAUGGCGAACUCCAUUAACUAACUAUAGGACUGGCUAAACCCUUCUCCAAUAGAUACUGAGUUUCUUUCUUCAUUGCAGCUCUUUUAAUAAAGUUAACUCUAUAAGGGUGUUGCUUAAUCGGCUUGGGCCUCCCCUACAUUGAUGUCAUGCUGUAAAACAUUGGUAAGUGUAGGAAUAUCCCCCAGUAUAGAAGAAAACUUGCUAAGGAGCUUAACGAUAUCCUCCCUCUGAUCAGUGUUAAGAUGUGCUAAGAAACUUGACAAAUUGGCUAAAGUUUCAGAAUUAGACAAUCUAGCAGAUAACAAUGGGGUAUCGAACUCCAAUAAGCCUUCCACAUUAUCUCGCUCCUCCACAAAUUAACUCUUGUUACAAGCAACCCCUACUGGACGGACAGAAUCGUCUUCCUUCUCCCUAAGUGACUCCCUGUCAUCUCUGGUAUGGUAAGCUUUUAACAUAUUGAUAUGACAGACCCGUUUAUGACGUCUCCUGUUUGGUGUACGCAAUACAUAAUCUGUCUCUCCCCUCUUCUCCAAGAUUGUAUGUGGUGGAAUCAGAGGGGAGGGAUUAUAGAAGGAAUCGUAGACACAUCUCGCCUGUCCCAGAAACUUUGCCACCACAAAAUGAUGAACACAACGCUGCAGAUCACCCAAAAGUUUGUACACCAAGACAAGACCAAAGUUUCCUUUCAGACCACACAAGUGCACAGGCACCUUUACUGGGACACUGAGCUCAUGGACCGCAGAAGUUAAUGCAGUCAUAUAUUAACGGAGUGAGAGAGCCACACUGACCUGUUUGCCAGAAGGACGUGGACAGAAGACACCCGAAGACAUGUCUGCUUUGAAGAAGACUAACAGACCAUCAUCAGCUGAGGAAGAGACUCGCGUCAAUAAACAGGGGAUGAAUAUGAGCGUGUCCUUCAAGAAGGUUCUGGAUUUGAGUUCUGGAGACUCUCACAACGCUGGAAUGAAGCCAAUAACCUUUGUUAGACAGGUCAUAGCCGGAUGUUUGUAUCCCAGUCUCCUGCAGAGCGACACUCUUCCUCCUGACGCUCGUCUCAGAGCUCAGGUGUUACUCCGUCACUUUGAUGGAGGCAGUAUCGGUUCGUACACUGAGUCCUGUGGAUCGAUGUACGUGAGAAACACUAUAGCAGAGUCCAUUUCUCUGCGGGAUGGAGGCAUCCCAUCCAGUCCAGAGCAAGUCUUCAUCACUGUUGAGACUCAGAGAGGUUUGAUGGUGAUGAUGCGACUGCUGUGUCAGUCAGAGGGCGUGUCUGCGGUUAUGAUCCCAGACCCCGCCCCUCACACUCUGACACGCCUCCUGGAGAGGAUGGCCGUGGUUCCGGUGCCCUAUCGGCUGCAAGAGCAGUGUGGGUGGAGCGUGGAGAGGGCGGAGCUUAACAGAGCCAUCCAGGCGUCGAGAGGGCGGUGCUCUCCACGGGCAAUUUAUAUCAGUAACCCUGGCGACCCUACAGGGCACGUCCAGAGCAGGGAGUCUAUCGAGGAUGUGAUUCGCUUCGCUGCCGAUGAAGAACUUUUCUUGUUGGUCAACGAGGUUUAUCAGAACACGGUUUUUGCGGACGGCUCAGAGUUCGUGUCCUAUAAGCGUGUUCUGGCUGAGAUGGGAGCCCCUUAUUCUGAGAGCGUUCAGCUGGCCUCGCUCCAUUCGCUCUCCAACGGCAUCAUGGGAGAAUGUGGUUUCAGGACGGGUUAUAUGGAGCUGGUGAACGUCGAUCCAGCUGUAAUGUUAUACACUGAGGUUCUUCUGACAGGAGAUUUGUGCCCUCCUGUGAUUGGUCAGAUCGCUCUCGAUGUCAUGGCUGAUCCGCCCCAUCCUGGAGAACCUUCCUACACUUUAUACACAGAGGAGGUGGCAUCUAGGCUAAUGACUCUGAAGUGUAACGUUUCCAGGGCUGUCAAGGUCAUUAAUGAUCUUCCGGGAUUCAGCUGUCUGUCAGUUCAGAGCGGAAUCUUCAUCUAUCCGCACCUGACUUUUCCUCACUCAGCUGUGACAAAUGCACAGUCUGUGGGGUUGUUGUACAGCAGGAGGUUGUUGGAGGAUCAGGGUGUGUGUGUCGGGUUCAGUGAAGAUCACACACAUUCACGGAGCUGCUGCCACUUUAGGUUGUGUGUGCUGAUGCCAUCAGAUGAACUGGAGGAGGCUCUCCGUUGCCUUCAAUGUUUUCACUAUCAGUUCCUCAAAGAAUACUGUGAAAUUACAAUUAGUGCACCAGAACAGAGCAAUUAAAUAACAGUUUAAUUAAUGCACAAAUUUAUAUAAGCUUACAGAUGAAACUAUACUUAAGUCAUUACUAUUAGGCAGUAUAUUUUCAUGUAAAUCGUAUUACUUGAUGAUAUCAUUAUAAAAUAGCAGCAACAUUCUGGGAUAAUUUAUGGUGUUAGUUUGAUAAAAUUAACAUUAAAAAAAAUGACCUCCUCAUGUAACAGUAACUGUCAAUUUUUUUGUCAAGGUUUAAAUGGCCAAUUAUAAUUAAUAAAGUUGAGAAUAUUUCUAAACAUCUGUUAUAGAAAUGCUUCCCUUAAUGGGGUAGUUCACCCAAAAAUGAAAAUCAUCUGUCAUCAUUUACUCACCCUUGUGUCGUUCAAAACUCGUAAGACCUUCAUUCAUCUUCAGAACACAAAUGAAGACCUUUUUGAUGAAAUCUGAGAUUUCUGUCCCUUCCUUUACAGCUAUUCAACUGACACUUUGAGGAUUAAAAAAGUUUAUAAAGAAAUAGUAAAACCAAUCCAUAUGAAUCAAGCGGUUUAGUCCAAAUUUUCUGAAGAGACUCAAUCACUUUAUAUAAUGAAUAGAUUUAAUUUAGGCUUGUACACUGAGAGUGAACAUAGUGAUUAUGAAAGUAAUUUAUGUCCAAAGUUGAAGAUUGUAAAACAAUACCAAAGUUGGUAUUGUUUUAUAUAUUGCUUCCUAUCAAAAUCCAAAACCAAUUACAAUAUUACAAAAGUUAUAUUGUAAUUGGUUGUGAGAGAUAGGAAAUCAUCCAUUUUUUUUAUACCACUUGUCCACCCUGUUAUUACUUAGUUAGUCCACCCUAUUAUUAUUUAGACCACUCUGUUGUUAUUUUGUCCACCCUGUUAUCACUUAGUUAAUCCACCCAGUUAUUACUUAGUCCACUCUAUUAUUUUGUCCACCCUGUUAUUACUUAGUAAACCCAUCCUGUUAUUACAUAGACCACUCUGUUAUUAUUUUGUCCACCCUGUUAUUACUUAGUCCACUCUGUUAUUAUUUUGUCCACCCUGUUAUUACUUAGUCCACUCUGUUAUUAUUUUGUCUGCCUUGUUAUUGCUUAGUUAGUCCACCCUGUUAUUACUUAGACCACUCUGUUAUUAUUUUGUCCACUGUUAUUACUUAGUCCACUCUGUUAAACAGUUUUCUUUACAACAAUUUCAUGAAAAUACCAAAAAUAUACUAAUAAUUCAGUGAGUGUGAAAAUUUAUUGUAGUAUUUAUAAUGUACUACUUUAAAAAGUUAACAAAAAUGUCUUCAAGGCAUUUGUAUCUGAAAACGAAAAAUGUAAAAUGAAGCAUUUGUGAGAAAGUACAAUUCAUACGCACAUAGCCUAAUAUAUAUUUUCUAAUAAUUUACUACUGAUUUAAAAAGGCACAAAGGGACAUGAGUUGUCUAAGAAAAUGUGCAAACUGUUGUUCAUUUGUCCCUAACAGGGUGGACAUUUCUGAUCUACCAUUUCAUUGAUUUUGUUUAAUAAAUGGUUAAAUUUA